UAUCAUUGUCUUUGUUAGUUUCUUCCUUCCUUUUUGUAUCUAUAGUCUCCCGAGGAUACGCUUCACACGAAAAAAAAACGUGAAAAUAAUGGAUCGUAGAGAAAUCGUAAUAUAAGAGUCAAUGAUAUAAAAAUUAAACGCUGUAUAAGAUUGUUGUAAAAUAAACGAUGAACCAAAUUUCAGGGCAAAUGCCACUCGGAACGAAAGAAUGAGUAAAUUUAACUGUGUUUUCACCUUAUGGAAAAUGAAUCGCUUUUCUCCCCACUAUCGCGACUCACCUGGAUAGCAGAGUAUAGGUGCAUAGACGUGUUGUACCUCGUCUAGGUGGUCGACUUCUUUCGUAAUGUAAUAUCAACGUUCGGCUAAAUUCAGUGAGGGCCCAGCACUCGUCGCGAGCGAAUCUUUUCGAUCGUUAAGUGAACAUCCAAUUUUUUUCACAUCAUAACGGCGACAAGCUCGUUAACAUAAACAAGAAGUAAAUAAAUAAACGAAUUAGCCGAUUCGUUAACAAAUAAUUAAAUAUUAUUCGAUAAACGAACCUUGCGUCUUAUCCUGGUUUAUAACAAUUAACGGUUAAUUAUACACGAGCUUCUGCUCGUACCGCAGAGUUAUAAUAUAACGAGAAAGAAAGUAUUACAACAAAUAGCGUGAAUGAAACUUCCAGGCAAAUUUCUCGCUGAGGAUAUGGCUAAUUAAUUUGCUGUUCUAAACGCGGAUCGUCGAAUCGAGUGAUCGAAGAAACAGCUGCUCGAAACUGUUUCAGGGAAAAUAUUGAUUCGUAAAAAAUCGGGCAAAAAAAAAAACCGUAUUCGAGAGAAUUAAAAAGCGCAUUGAGUUGAUGUUGCAUGGAAUCGUCGUUCGUCGCCUAUCUUCUACUCCCGCAUCCUGUUCUUCUGUGUACAAAUGAAUAAAUUAUCACGAAUGUUCGCUAUUGCCACACUCGACUAAAGUGUUGCAGACAAUUUGCCAAACAUGACCAAAGACAAACAGGCCUGGUUUCGAGGAGUUCGGAGUAGUAAAUUUCGGCACGUUUACGGAGUGCCGGCCAAGAGGGAAAAAUGUUACGACAAUGUCAAGAUAACUAAAAAUGCCCACGACUCGCAGUUUUGCGCAGUGAAUCCGAAGUUUCUCGCUAUCGUUACAGAAGUUGCCGGCGGCGGGGCUUUUCUUGUUUUGCCUCUCGACAACACUGGUCGACUAGAUUUUAAUGCAAGCAGAGUUACCGGGCACACUGGUCCAGUACUAGACAUCAAAUGGAAUCCGUUCAACGACAACGUGAUCGCGUCGUGCUCCGACGAUUGCACGAUCAAGUUGUGGCACAUACCGGAUGGAGGCCUCGGCAGAAAUCUGACAGACUGGCUCGUCGAGCUGCAAGGUCACAAGCGUCGCGUGGCGUACAUCGAGUGGCACCCAGUGGCUGAAAAUGUAUUAUUCAGCGCUGGAUUUGACCAUCUCAUAAUAGUAUGGGACAUCAAUAGUGGCGAAGCUGUUAAUAUAAUAGACAGACAUCCUGACGUGAUUUACAGCAUGUCAUUGAACAGGGAUGGCAGUCUAUUGGCAACGACUUGUAAAGAUAAAAAAUUGAGAGUCUUCGAACCGAGGUCUGGGAUAGUAGUUUCGGAAGGUGUAUGCCAUGCUGGAACAAAAGCAAGCAAAGUCGUGUUCCUCGGUAAUUCCGGACGCCUCCUGACCACUGGAUUCAGCAGACACUCCGACAGGCAAUAUGCUAUUUGGAGUCAACACGAUUUGUCGAGUCCUCUGGCUUGCGAGUCAAUCGAUUCUUCGAGCGGCGUAGUAUUUCCCUUUUAUGACCAUGAUACAAACAUGGUGUAUCUAGCUGGAAAGGGUGAUGGAAACAUCAGAUAUUAUGAGGUUGCAAACGAGGCACCUUGGCUACAUUUUCUGAGCCAGUUUAUAUCUGGCAAUCCUCAAAGGGGGUUGGGGCUGAUGCCAAAGAGAGGCGUGACCACCUCUCUGUGUGAGGUUUUCAGAUUUUAUAAACUACACGCCACUCGAGGGAUGUGCGAACCUAUAUCUAUGAUAGUUCCCCGGAAGAGCGAUCAGUUCCAAGAAGACUUAUACCCGGACACUAUUAGUACUACGCCUGCUUUGUCGGCUAAAGAUUGGAUUAGCGGAAUGAACAGUGCUCCAAAUCUGAUUUCUUUAAAAACAGGCGGUAGCAUCACAACCCAUAAACCUCGGGCAUAUAAACCGAAUCAAGGGCCUGCGGCAACCGACUUGAACACUAAAAAAAAGUUUGCCUUUCUGUCUACUGAGACAGUCCCAGAUUACAGACCUGUCGAGUUGCACGAUAUGUCGGAAAAGAGUCAAAAGACUUCUAGCAAUCAGAGUACAAAAAUUCAUCAGCUGCAGCAAAAAUUCGGCAAUGUUACAGUGCAGCCAACGAGAUGUAGUACUGAAUUCCAUGAGCUCGUGAACAAGUUUGGAAGUGUAACUAAUUAUUACCGAAAGAACAAUAUUAUGGCUUCUUCAUUGAACGACAACAAAACAAUCGGCAUCACGGAACCUCCAAUCAAUGAAUCCGAGUUGAGAGCUGCGUUUGCUCGACAAACCGAUGAACUGAGAUUAGUAAGACGACAGUUGGCCAACAGUCAGCUGAGGAUCAAGGAGCUCGAAGAACAAGUAAUCAAAUUACAAAAUCAUUGAACAGGAUUAUCAUUAACAGUGGUUGAGUAGCAAAGUACUUCUGUUCCUAAUUAAUGCUUGUCGCUAAAAGGUGUCGUGUACGUGGCCAUUUCGAGUGAAAAAUCACCAUAAGUUUGUGUUACGUAAAACUUGUGAUUCUCCUUUAAUUCCAUACAAUAAAUUGCAAUUUUUUUUUUUUUUUCUUCAAAUUCACUUUUAAACGUUGGCGUUGUCGUAUGAUACUUGGAAUACUGAACAUACUCUUAGUUUUUCAAAACAUGUGCUAUUUAAUCGCACAGUCUCUAUAAAAAUUGCCUUUUCAUAGAUGAAUUCAAUCAUUUCCCAGCUGUUCGAACUUUGAAUAAACGAAUGUGUGGAAAUGAUCUUGAAUUUGAAUCAUUUUGAAUCAUAUCUAAAUACAUAUGCCUAUGUAAGCUAUUCAGUAUUACAGUUGGAUGGAUAUUUGUCGUGAAAUUUGACUUAUGAACUUGUAUUGACCAUUUUAAUAUUAUACGUUGAACAAGCAAUCAAUAUGAAACUGUUAAUGAAAAUAUGCCUAUUAAAUAGAGCAAACUAGUGAUGAAUUUGUAAUUAUAUAUCAUAAUUACUAAAAUACAUACAGUACAUAGAUAUACCUUUGAAAAUGAAAUAUUUUAAUCAAUUGGUACAAACUUUUGAAAAUAGGAGCCAUCAAUGAUGUGAAAAAUUUUCCUAGCACUAUUAGUCAAAUAGUCUACAGCUUUUGCUAUUUAUGCAAUAUCCGUAUAAUCUAUUUAUAUCGUGCCUUUGCCAAAACUGGGUUCAAACUUUGCCUUCAAUGAUUUUCUUCGAAUUUUUCUCACAGCUUUUUCUGAACUUAAUAGAAAUGUGUGUCAGAAUAUUACGAAUGCAAGAAAAGGUUUUCUCCAAGUUCAAUUCGCGUAGCCGAAAAUAUAAAAUUCUCAUAAUAACGUUUUAAUUUGAUUACAAUAAUAAAUACAUUUUGCAAAAGUACAGUAGAUUCUUGCGAACAAAAUUAUAUAAUCAUAAGUGCCUAUUAUAAUCAUCAGAGUAUAAGUUUAAAAAUUCAGAUACACGAUUGACAGAACUGACAAAUUUUUAAUUUUUUUCUCAAUACAAACGAAACGUUUAAUUAUUAACAUUAGUAAUAUUUUUUUUUAAUAUUUUUUUUUUAAGCAGAAUAUAAUGCUAUCUGCACCUAUACUUUAUUUGAUGUUAGAUGUGCGUUGUAUUACUAAAUGAUUAGCUAUAGCCUUAAGAUUAAUUUUGGUCAUUCAAUGAUCGUGUUUAAUUUGUACCGCGAAUGUAUUACUUAGAACACAAAAUUGUAACCUAUCUCGGCGUAUGUCUUGUAUGCUUGACAAAAUCAGCGCUCGGCAAAGCUGAGUGUAAGAUGUAAAAUUUGGGAGUUUUGUAAGGUAACAAAAUAAGAAGAAGAAAAAAGAAACGGGAAACGAUUAAGUGGAGAAACAGUUUGACGAAAUUAUAACUAGGACGCAGCUAUUUUCUCAGACAAGGAAAGUUU
Molecule: messenger RNA, 4171 nt
Organism: Neodiprion virginianus
Lineage: Eukaryota; Metazoa; Arthropoda; Insecta; Hymenoptera; Diprionidae
Product: coronin-2B-like
Exons: 11
Coding region: 973-2667 (564 amino acids)
Biological process (GO): actin filament organization
Molecular function (GO): actin filament binding
Source: RefSeq, a predicted model, not a curated record